Molecule: messenger RNA, 1273 nt
Organism: Camelina sativa (false flax)
Lineage: Eukaryota; Viridiplantae; Streptophyta; Magnoliopsida; Brassicales; Brassicaceae
Product: caffeoylshikimate esterase
Source: RefSeq, a predicted model, not a curated record
CAAUAGGCUGUAUCUGUAUAUAUACAAAGUACAAAACUCAUGAGUAGCUCAUCUCCACAAACCAACCCCAAAAUAAAAAAAAAAACAAAACAAAAAAGAACGAUAAAAACGAUGAAUUCAGCUCCGACAACUCCUCCGGCACCGCCACCGAACUUUUGGGGAGACAUGCCGGAGGAAGAGUACUACACAUCACAAGGGGUACGUAACACCAAAUCCUACUUCGAAACACCCAACGGCAAGCUCUUCACUCAGAGCUUUUUACCGUUGGAUGGUAAGAUCAAAGGGACGGUGUAUAUGUCUCACGGCUACGGAUCCGAUACGGGCUGGAUGUUCCAGAAGAUAUGCAUGCGUUUUUGUAGUUGGGGUUACGCUGCUUUCGCCGCAGAUAUUCUUGGUCAUGGCCGUUCUGAUGGCAUCCGCUGCUACAUGGGUGAUAUGGAUAAAGUUGCAGGAGCAUCAUUGGCUUUCUUUAAGCAUGUUCGUUGUAGUGAUCCGUAUAAGGAUCUUCCGGCUUUUCUCUUUGGUGAGUCUAUGGGAGGUCUUGUGACAAUUCUCAUGUAUUUUCAGUCGGAGCCUGGUACUUGGACCGGUUUGAUCUUUUCGGCUCCUCUCUUUGUUAUCCCGGAGGAUAUGAAACCAAGCAAGCCUCACCUCUUCGCUUACAGUCUCCUCUUUGGGUUGGCUGAUACGUGGGCCGCAAUGCCCGAUAAGAAAAUGGUUGGAAUGUCUGUCAAGGACCCCGAAAAGCUUAAGAUCAUCGCAGCUAACCCGCGAAGAUACACAGGGCCGCCUAGGGUGGGAACAAUGAGAGAGUUACUGAGGAAGACCGAGUACGUUCAGGAGAAUUUCGGGCGAGUAACGAUUCCGGUGUUUACGGCACACGGGACAUCGGAUGGAGUAACAUGUCCUACAUCUUCGAAGCUACUAUACGAAAAGGCAUCGAGCGCUGAUAAAACAUUGAAGAUCUAUGAAGGGAUGUACCAUUCGCUGAUUCAAGGAGAGACGGACGAGAACGCUGAGAUUGUGCUGAAGGAUAUGAGAGAAUGGAUUGAUGAAAGGGUUAAGAGGUAUGGUUUAAAAACCGCUUGAACAAACCGUUUCAUUAUUGUGUUACAAGAACAUGAAAGAUAAAUAUGUAUAUUGAUGUUAUGAUCCCAUAUCGUCGAUCCGACUGGUUUUGUUGUCUUUUGUUGUAAUCCAAGUUCAAGAAGCAUGACUAUUGUGAUGUGAUAACUUAUCUAUAUCAUGGAUUAUAUAAAUCUUAUCUAUGCCA